AUGUGUACAAGUUUAACAUCACGUGAUUUUUAUAUUGUUCAUCAUGAAAUGGGUCAUAUUCAACAUUAUUUACAAUAUAAAUCUUUACCAUUUUGGUUUCGUCGUUCACCACAUGGUGCAUUUAGUGAAGCUAUUGGUGAUGCAAUUGCAUUAGCUACAAUGUCACCAACACAUUUAAAACGAAUUGGUUUAUUGGAAAAUUAUACAUUAACCAGAGAGGAUAAUAUAAACUUUCUAAUAUCACAAGGUUUAAGUCGUUUGUUUUUACCACCUUAUGCAUAUGCACUUGAUCUUUGGCGUUGGUCAGUUUAUAAUGGAUCAAUACAACCAUUUGAAUACAAUAAACGUUAUUGGGAUCUCGUCUGUCAAUAUCAAGGUAUGAAACCAGCAAAACCUCGCAAUGAACGAUAUUUUGAUGUCGGUACUAAGCUUCAUGUUGCUUUUGAUUUAUCUUAUAUCAAAUAUUUUCUUGCUCAUGUUUUUCAAUUUCAAAUAUUUGAUGUUUUAUGUCAAGAAGCUGGUCAUCAAGGACCAUUACAUUUAUGUGAUUUGUAUAAUUCAGCAGCUGCUGGCAAGAAACUUAAAAUAUUACUUGAACUUGGUUCGUCAAAACCUUGGGAAGAUAUAUUAGAAGAAUUUGCUGGUGUAAGAACAUUUUCUGCUAAAUCAUGUUUACGAUAUUUUAAGCCACUUCAAGAUU
This is a messenger RNA of Rotaria sp. Silwood2, 700 nucleotides long. The record is from the annotation of a GenBank genome assembly. NCBI's taxonomy places the organism in Eukaryota, Metazoa, Rotifera, Eurotatoria, Philodinida, Philodinidae.